GGAGUUACCGCCGGGGUGGUCCUUGUGUGUAAACAAAUAAAUUAAGAUGUGUUUUCAGUAAUUUUUCAGAGUGCGUUCGGAUUUGGCAAGAUGGAUUCGUCUGUGUGUUUGUAUACAGUUAUCUUCCUAUCCUCAAUAUGGAGCGCUUCGAGCACAGUAUGUACAAUAAAAGACCGUGUCGAGUGCACCUACACAGUGGUCUGCGAGGGCCACGCCGGCAGCGCCAACAACCCCUCCUGCGACUUCAACCCCUACGUCAACUUUAUCAUCAAGGACUCUGUGGCCGAGACCCUCACCACCGGCUUCUUCGGGUCCACCAACUUCGACUCGAGGGUCAGGCGCAUCCUCGCUAUCGAUAACAACUGGCCCAACAUCGAAGCCUUCACUUUCAAGUACUACAUCAAGUGUAUCGACAUGGACCUCUCCAACAACAACAUUAAGAACAUCAAAAAUGACGCAUUCAAGAACUUGCUCGUACUUGAAUCUUUGAACUUAUCUCAAAAUGCUAUAGAGCAUUUAAAUCCAUCUGCGUUAGCGAUUUCGGAAAUAAGUGCAAAUAAAUUAACCACGCUGGAUCUUUCAAAUAACUUACUAACGGAGAUUAGCGGUGAAGCUCUAAGUAAGUUAACUAACCUCAAUACUUUGUAUUUGCAAAACAAUAGACUAACAACAUUAGCUGAUAAAUGCUUUACCUCCUUAAAAGACUUAAGUACAUUGAACUUGCGAAAUAAUCAGUUAACAGCUAUUAAUGUAACGUUAAUUCACUUAAAGAAUCUCAAGACGCUGGAUUUGUCGUUUAAUUAUUUGUUCAAGUUGAUAGGAUUCGAACUAAACCGAUUAGAUUCUCUUACGUUUUUAAACAUGAGUUAUAACGAUAUUGAAGAAGUCGAAUCGAAUUGCUUCAAUCAAGCGUUCAGCAUCAUAUCGAUAGACCUGAGCAACAACAAAAUUAAAUCACCUAUAGAAAAUGUGAUGUUUAUUAAUAACAAUCGUCUACAACGUUUAAAUUUGUCUAAUAACAGUAUUGAAGAAAUACAGGACGAUGCAUUUAAACAUAACGUUUUAACUACAUUAAAUUUGGACAGAAAUAACUUGAAAGGAGAGAUAUCUAGUCAAACCUUUAAUGGUAUUUCAAACGUACCAAGACUCGAUCUGUCCAAUCAGAGUAUAACAGCCAUAAGAAAAAACGCAUUUUCCACAGCAAAUAAUCUCGUACAUUUGAACUUGAGUAGAAAUUCUAUACGCACAAUCGAGAAAUCCAGUUUCUCACCUUCACUGCCUCUGAUAGUUUUAGAUGUUUCAUAUAAUAAGUUGUCAUCUCUAGAAUUUUUAAACGAUACUUUAUUUAGCAUUACUGAGCUCUACGUGAAUAAUAACAAUCUCACCUCCAUAAGCAAGGGUACCUUUCUUAAUCACACAAAUUUGAAGAAACUGGACUUGUCAAUGAAUUUCAUUGUUACCAUAGAUCAAUUUUCUAUGCCCCUUCUGAAUUUGCAGUAUCUAAAUGUGACUGGCAAUCUCUUGACGGGAUCUCUCAAGAGCAUGGUGAUAAGUCCUUCAAAGUAUCUCCGAUUUUUGGACUUCAGCUGUUUCAAUUUUAGAAGAGUUGAGGAUGGCGCAUUUAUUGAUUCUCCUUUACUUGCCAGGGUUAACCUGUCAUAUAAUGCAAUCGAGUUUAUUGGAUCAAAGAAUUUCAUGAAUAUGGAGAAUUUGUAUAGUUUAGAUUUAUCAUACAACAAAGUGAUAAGGUUGCAAAUGAAUAAUAGCGUUUUAUUAAAUCUUAAAGCUUUGUAUUUAAACCACAACCGUCUGAAAUCUAUUUCAAAAUCAUUUUUGAAUAUAUCAAAAAUAUUAUUUCUCGACAUCUCUGAUAAUGAUAUAUCUGACCUUUCCGUUCCAAUUUUCCAAACAUUAAAAGAUUUGCGUGUUUUACGUAUUUCAAACAAUAAAGUGAAACAAUUUAACAAUCCACAAACGAACUCUCUUAGUAAAUUGAUGACUUUAAGCCUUUCUUCAAACUCUCUGGUUAAUUUGAAUUUAAGCUACUUUCCGGAUUUAAUAAACGUCGAUUUGAGUAACAACAGCAUUAGCUUCAUCAACAGCUCUUUUUUCCGAAACUUAGAUCGUUUGCAAUCCAUUGAUUUAAGUUUUAAUAAUAUAACAAAUUUGACUCCAGGCACAUUCCAAAAUCUUAAAAUUUUAAAGCUCCUAAAUUUGUCUUCAAAUUCGAUCAAAACCUUGCGCUACGGUAGCUUCAAGGGGCUUGGGAGAGCCGAAGUGAUAGACAUAUCUCGAAACUCGAUACAUGACUUAGAUGUGGAUAUCUUUCACGAGUGCACAGAGUUAAAGCGACUGAUCAUUGACUACAACUUCAUCACUCAACUGGAAUUUGAACGAUUGGUCAUGACUGUUACAAAGCUGAAUGCUCUAAGUUUAGGUGGUAACCCGAUUAUGUGUAAAGAGAUAGUUAGAAAUUAUAAUUCAGGCAUAGGAGGUAGGCGCGUGGAGGUAACGUCUGUAGACAAAGUCUUCGAAGAAGAUAAUGUGCACGGUAUUUGGUGUGGUAAUGGGACAGUGGUCACUACGGCUAGUAGUAUCGUGCCUCCAACUCACACGAGUGGUUCGAGUGCUGCGAACGUGUUAUUCAUGUGGUGUUCAGUGUUAACGCUUUUGGUUCUGGUAGUUGGUGUUGCCAGCUACAUUUAUAGACGGAAAGGUCUGAAGAUUUUGACAAAGUCUAGCAUGGGGAGCACAGUACAGUUCGGGAGCAGUGACAACCAAAGUAAUUUAUUAUUUUAAGAGAUUACGUUGCAUAGUGUCUUUUUUAUGGCACCUUAGACUCUAAAUCUCAGGCGAAUUGGUUCCGCUGUUUAUAAUUAAGGCUUAUAAUAACGCUGAAAGCGAAAUUACCACCAAAGAUUGCUUUUAGGAUUGUUAAUUAGAUUUUAAUUUAUAUAAUUGUAUAUAAUACCAAUUAAACAUUAUUCUGUA
Messenger RNA from Cydia amplana, 2991 nucleotides. RefSeq names its product chaoptin-like. Gene Ontology annotation, molecular function: protein binding. The transcript has 2 exons. The record is from RefSeq and is a predicted model, not a curated record. Bases 91 to 2799 code for a protein of 902 amino acids. Lineage: Eukaryota; Metazoa; Arthropoda; Insecta; Lepidoptera; Tortricidae.